AACAUACCAUCACGAUGUUUCGCACACCUCGCAUCGUCCCUGCCAUUAGCGUGCUUUUCCUUCUCUCGCUAGCAUCCUUUGUGAAUGUAAUCCGAAAGACAGUGCCAGUCCUCGGCGCACCCAUCCAUGGUCAAAGCUACUUGGCAGAGCUGCAAGCGAACGAUUUCCCAAAGAUUAUACAUCAGAGUUGGAAGACGUCUAAAGUACCGAUGCGCUUUCAAAAGUGGAUCAACACCUGGCAAGAUCAAAAUCCAGAGUGGACGUACAUUCUCUGGACCGACGAAAUGAAUCGUCUACUGAUCGCCAACCAUUACCCCUGGGCGCUCUCUACGUACGACAAUCUCCCUUUACCCAUUGAACGCGCCGACAUGGUCCGGUACUUUUAUCUCCACCGCUUUGGAGGCAUUUACGCUGACCUUGAUAUGGAGUGCCUCGAGUCGAUGAACAAGCUUAUCAUGACGUAUGCGCCGGACUAUAUAGCCAAUGGCUCAGCUGUCGUCCUCUUGGGACACAUGUCUGAGGAUUACGAAUUCGAGCACAAUAUUCCCAACGCAUGGAUGGCGGGUACACCAGGACACUCUUUCUGGAUGCACAUGGCAAAUACCAUUCUAGAAGCUGCCAACCAGAACGCAACGGAUAACGCGGAAAAAACCACGGGGCCUGUGGCAUUGAAGAAUACCUUGAUGAAAUAUGUGGCGACGGUCGGCGCUGAGGAUCGUGAUUCUAUCCGUGUUCUCCCACCUGGAAUUAUUUACCCGCAUGAUUGGCAUGAUUAUGCGGGAGAGGAUGUGGGGCCAAUUUGCUGGGCCAAAAAUGAAGGAUUUGAUGAAGUCAAAUGUAAAGAGGCUGUUGUGACAAGGAAGGCGUUCACGAUGACCUACUGGACUCAUUCCUGGGAAGGCGACUGGUAUAAAGGAUAUGACAAUGCUUGAACGGCAUGACCGCUAGUGAGAAACGAAGGCGGUUCCUACUGUAUGUUACUUAUGUGCAAAGUUUUCAUUUCUUGGCGUAUAUUUGCAAUGUACCUCUACGUUUGAGAAAUAUUUAUAUAUAAGGAUGUUAUCUGAUAUUUUGGAUCGAAAGGUUAUAUAUUCAUUAUAAUGGA
Molecule: messenger RNA, 1105 nt
Organism: Spizellomyces punctatus DAOM BR117
Lineage: Eukaryota; Fungi; Chytridiomycota; Chytridiomycetes; Spizellomycetales; Spizellomycetaceae
Exons: 2
Coding region: 15-932 (305 amino acids)
Biological process (GO): mannosyl-inositol phosphorylceramide biosynthetic process
Molecular function (GO): mannosyltransferase activity
Source: RefSeq, a predicted model, not a curated record